AUGUACCGAAUUCUCAUCCUGAAUCUUGUGAUGAUUCUCGCCUCUCUGUCCAUAGUUUCUUCUAUGGUGGGAGCUUCUCUGACAAUUUUCACACCACUCGAACUUGUUUACAAUCAAUACAUGGUUCAAAACGUUCUUGCAAAUCCCAACUUUACACUCACACAAAGUAUUCCGAAUGCAAGUCCUUUUCAGAAUUGGGCUAUGGUCUAUUCUGGUUCCAAUGUUCAAGAAGUGACUUUGGGUGGAGUGCUGAGUGGAAAUGCUGUGAAAUUUGUCGGAGUUAAUAAUGGACUCUCCCAAACAGUGACUUUGAAUCAAUCCACAAGGAAAGUGGUGUUUUUUUCAGCAUGGAGUAAGGCAGAGGGAGUUACUGGAAAUAAGGAUUCUGAUUAUUCAUUUUACAUUGAUGUGAGAUAUCAAGAUGGUACUUCUUUAUAUGGACAGAAUUUGGCAUUUGACGUUGGCACGACGAAUUGGACUUACAAGUAUGGUUUUAUCAUUCCCGAGAAGCCAGUCAAGAGUAUGAAUGCUGUUUUAUUGUUUAGAAAUGGACAUACUGGAACUGCCUAUUUCUCUAAUUUGGUUAUUUCUGAAUUGAAUAUUGGAGCUGAUCAGGUUCAAAACUUUGAUCGAGUGGUGAUGGCAAAAUUUCCCAAUUCAGUUGCCUUGGGCGCUAUUCAUACAUUGAGCACUUCGGAUAACCUCUCAUUGAGAUUUGACAAGUCCACUGGUAUGAUUGCUGGUGUCACCAUUGACAGUCAAACGGUGGCAUCUGACAGCAAUCAAAUUUAUGGAGGUGUUUUUAUCAAGGACAUGCAAUUGAAAUCUAACGAAUCCAAUGUAUAUAUGCCCUCUCCAAGUAAGGUUAUUACCACUGCUAAUACCUUCAGAACAGAGUCCUAUCUUUCUGAAUUAGAUCUUUCCAUCAAUACAACCUUUAAGGCAGAUGUUGACAUUUCAAAAACAAUUUCCAUUCGAGUAGAUGUUGAAAGCAAGAGAAAUUCUAUGAAUAGAGCUCUCUCGGUCUAUAUUGCAAUUCCUGUGAGUAAUAUGAAUUUGGAUUGGGUAUGGGGAGAUUAUCUUCGAUCUUCGAGAGGAAUUGUUGAUUUUUAUCCAAAAGAGUUUAAUCGAAUGUCACAAAGAAUAUCGACCAAUCAGUAUACUUCAUCCACUCCAUUUUGGGGAAUGUCAACAAAUUUGACAAGCAACAAUGUUGGAUUGGGAUUAGGAAUUCCAUUAGAUUCUCCAAGAGUUGUUCGAUUUUCAUACAAUGCUGUUUGUAAACUAUUCUAUGCCGUCAUUGAUUUAGGUAUUUCACAACUGCCAUCUGCCAUUACAAAUAAGGCUUGGAUUGAUUUAGUUCUCUACAAACUCGAUAAGACUGAGACCACCAUUGGAAAUGUCAAAACACCUCUUCCAUAUCCAGCAAGAAGUGCAGCAUAUGGAUACUAUUCGAGAUUCCCUCAAUUCUAUCAACGAAGAAUUUCUCCAGAAUCGGAAGGUCUUUGGGUUGCUUUCAGUGACAUUACUCCCAUUCCAAAUAUCACAGAUUUUGGAAUCUCUGUUCAUGAAAUAGCUUAUGGAAGUUCUCCACGACAUGCCAAUUUUGGAAAACAAAAAGGAAUCAAAGUAUUUCGAUAUUUAACAGAACCUUUCUCUUCAUGGGUCUCGCUGAACUCGACUUCGCUAGAUCCCAAUAAUUACACACAAGUCAUUGAUUAUUUGAAAGCACAAGCAGCAAAUCCAAAUUCACCUAUUAAAACACAAGCUCAAUAUACACUAGUGUCUGGAAUUAAGGAUCCUGAUACUGGCUUGUAUCGAUACACGAGUGAGAAUAAGCCAUGGUGUCCUGUCAAGUGUGCCUUAUUCGAUUUAACUCCGUUGCCAAAUGUCAAACCAGAUGACUCUCUUCCAAGUAAUUACAUCAGUAAGGCAGAUAAUUCUUGGAAUUCAAAUGUCAUGAGCGAUCAUACCAAUCCAUUAAGCUCCAAUUUCAAUCUAAGCGGUGAAUAUUUAGAUUCAUUCCCAGCCAAUGCCUAUCUCCUCGAUUACACUCCUGAUCAUGUGAAAGCUGUUUUACAACCAAUUUUAUCAUUUGACGCCACUCGACCACAAUUAGUAGGAGUGGUUCAAAUUUUUGCAACGUAUUACUUUUCUAAAAACAUUGGAGAUUUCUUACAUUCGAUUGGAAGAUACUUUAUGACGAAUGGGGCUUCUUCGUUGGGAGUUUCUUGGGGAAGUGAUUUAUUUGAUUACACAGGACAAGAAAUGAAAUGGGUUUCUGGAGGAAAGUUUGUACCAUAUGUGGAUGAAACAUUGUGUUUUUCAAGAUCGAAUUUUAAUCAGAAACCAUAUGGAUAUUUAAUGAAUAUUGAUUAUACCUUGUUGACAAGAGACAUUAUGGAACAAUAUAUGCAAUACGUGACAUUUUAUGGAAUUUAUCCAAGUGCAUUCUCAGGAGAUGCUAGUUCUAAUCCAUUUUGGUCUAUUCCAGCUGCGUAUGAACCCAAUCGAGAUUUAUUUAUGAAAUAUGUGCCACUUAUUAAGAAAUUGAAUCGAAAUGGAUGGCAAGUCCUGACAGGUGUCAAGGGAUUUGUGAAUGGUGUUGAAAAUGACGUGGUUCAACUUUCACCAACUCUCAUAGCUCCUCCAAAAGUAUUAUUUGAAAGAUUUUCAGUACUUUCACUCUCUCAAGAAGUUUAUAUCACUGUCAUGAUUACUCAACCCGUAUAUCAUUCAAGAAUUACAUUGUUACUUGAUUUGGAUAUGGUUUCAAAUGGACAACUCAAAGCCAGUGAUAUUAAUUGUAAUUCCAUUAGUGCAUACUCACUCAUGACCAAACAAAACUUGACCAUUGUGAAAGACGGUUCCAACAAUAAUUGUACCUAUUUUGGUGUUGAAUUUAUGGCCAUUCCAUACAAUUCGACUUGGAAUCAAUAUACAGAAGUCAUUGCAUUGAGUGUCACGGGUAAACAACAACCACUUCCUUCACCCAUUCCUUCAAAACCAAUGGGUAGUAGCAAGCCUAAUAAUUCUACGAAUCGACCUGAUCGAUCGAGAGCUUUGAGUGAGAGUUCCAAAUUUGGAGGAGUUUGGAGUGGAUGGAUUUUAGUAUGCAUAAGUGUAGUGAUCAUGGCUGUCAUUGGUGUUUGA
Molecule: messenger RNA, 3153 nt
Organism: Naegleria lovaniensis
Lineage: Eukaryota; Heterolobosea; Eutetramitea; Acrasida; Naegleriidae
Exons: 2
Coding region: 1-3153 (1050 amino acids)
Source: RefSeq, a predicted model, not a curated record